AUUUUCAGAUUUAGAUAGUCGCUGAGGAGAAAUAUUUUCUAGAAUGGAAUGCAGUAUUAAUCGUCAAGCAACAAGCUCCUCAAAUGAAAGUGAUUCGGAGAGUGGGGAGGAUGUUGUUGAGAAACUUCCGUUCAACUUAGCAAUGUUUGAUUUCAAGCAGUGUGAUCCGAAGCGAUGUACAGGGAAAAAGCUGGAACGUUAUGGAUUUGUUAAAGUUUUAAAGCUAGGAACUAAAUUUCCUGGUUUGCUGCUUUCUCCCAAUGGUGAACGAACAAUUUCUGCUGCCGAUCUCGCAUAUAUUAAAAAUGGCGGCCUUGCUGUUGUAGAUUGUAGUUGGAAUCAGGUCGCGAAUGUUGAUUUAAAUAGAGCAAGAGCUUCGCAUCAUCGUCUUUUGCCAUAUUUAGUUGCUGCAAAUCCGGUGAAUUUUGGGAAGCCAUGCCAACUGAGUUGCGUUGAAGCAUUUGCAGCGGGUCUGUACAUGAUUGGUCUGAAGAGCAAUGCACAGUUGCUUCUUUCGAAAUUCAAGUGGGGUCCGAAUUUUUUGAAAAUGAAUGAAGAUUUGUUGGAUGCAUAUGCGGCGUGCGAAAAUGGUGCUGAGGUUAUUGCCCGACAGAAUGCUCAUCUGAGAACACUGGCAAAAGAAGCAAGUGAAAUGAAGCAGCGACCGGUUGACAUGCCCAAAUCGGAUUCCGAAACUGAUAAUGAUGAUAAUGGCGAGAAUGGUGAUAAUGGCGAACUUAACUAAACUAGUUAAGAUCGUGUGAUGUUAAUUUUUGUUGAUUUUUCACUUUUACUAAUAAGGAAGUUCGGACAAUAUGUAUAUAUAUAUAUGUAUGUACAUAUAUAUAUAUG
This is a messenger RNA of Loa loa (African eye worm), 852 nucleotides long. RefSeq lists its product as hypothetical. The transcript has 3 exons. Gene Ontology annotation, molecular function: rRNA small subunit aminocarboxypropyltransferase activity. Gene Ontology annotation, biological process: maturation of SSU-rRNA. The record is from RefSeq and is a predicted model, not a curated record. Bases 44 to 745 code for a protein of 233 amino acids. NCBI's taxonomy places the organism in Eukaryota, Metazoa, Nematoda, Chromadorea, Rhabditida, Onchocercidae.